Messenger RNA from Notodromas monacha, 4799 nucleotides. NCBI's taxonomy places the organism in Eukaryota, Metazoa, Arthropoda, Ostracoda, Podocopida, Cyprididae. The record is from the annotation of a GenBank genome assembly.
UUUCGCAGAAUCUGAAGCGAAUGUUUCGAAAGUGAGAGGUGGGAAAGAACCGACCCGCAAAUUUCCCGAGUGAGUGAGUGAGUGUCGAGUGUCGAGUGCAAUGAAGAACACGAGGAGCGAGGGGGAGUUGCGCGUGAAGAACAACAUCAACGACGGACGCGUGGUUGGUGGGGCGACGUCUUGUUCGGCGACGUCGUCGCCGACGACGGAGUUUGCUCCCCCGAUGCACAGAGCGAGGACCAGGUCCGUCGACAACACCGGCGCCCGACCGAGACCUGUCGGAUUGCGCCACGAAAUCACACAGCCGUCAGUCACGUCCGUGCGAUGUGUUCUGCAUAAUAAUUCAGAGAUCAGGUACGAGCAUGCAGUGUUGCCAGCUGCUUCCCCGGGGGCUCCAGUGCAGCACAGGAGUGAAGUAACUGUGCCAGUUGGCAUUCCGAACUCACCGAGUUUCUCUUGGAUACAUCAUCAGCCGUCGUUGAUUGAAGUGGAGGAUCCCUUGCAGAUUUUUGAUGGAACCCCUGCUUUGCUUAGUCAUUCCCAAAACGGUUCCGUCCGCAAUCAAGGUUAUGAGACCGGUAUGCAGAAUUCGAGGAGGAAGGAUUACGGCCAUGCUUUGAUUUUGCAUCAAAAAUCAAGGAAGGAUGCGUUGGAGAAGAAAGUUGCUGAAGAAAGAAAACUAUGCAUGAAGUUGAAGUAUGAAAAGAAGAAGUUGGAAGACGACUUGAUGCAGAGGAGGCAAAACAGAGGAACCCAGUUUCCGACUGUGAAGGACUUGAAGGAACUGAAUGAAAUCGUGCAUAGUCUGCGGGUGAAGUGCGAGUUGACGAACCGGAGAAUCCAGUUUUUCCAGGGUCAGAGCACUGCUCCUCGCAACGGAGAGUUUUACUCGAAUAUGGAGCGGUUUGGUAGAACGGGUCAAGAUGGCCGAGUUCCCCCGCCAGAUGACAUGGCAGCUGUGAUGAUGCCUCAAUUUUCCCGCAGCAUUCCUCCUGCUGUAGCUCCAGGCUCUCGUGUGACAGCCUCCGUGUCGAUGCCUGACGAACUGCAGCGUGCGUCAUCUAGUGUUGCUGUUUCCGUGGACGAAGAAGAAGGUCCGCACUGGUCUUGUCCCACAUGCACGUUCCUCAACCACCCGGCCCUGUCCACGUGCGAACAGUGUGACACUUUGAGAGCCCCCAAUAAAAUCCCGACUGACAUGAGCUGCCAUGACAGCAGCAGCAGUGGCGGCGGUGUUGGUGGUGGUGGUGGCGCCGGCGCCGCCAGUGCGUCUGCUUGUGGCGCCGGUGCUCGUACGUGUUACUGUUGCGCAGGCGCUGCUGUUGCGAGAACACCCGGUGCUUGCUUACAGUAUGCCCACUACCCUGGUUGCCUGGCGCAUCGCCAGUGAUGAUGGAGUGUGAACUACUGUACGUUUUACGACAGUCAGUGUUUUUUUCUUUUUCUGUGUCGGUUUCUGCGAAUUUUCCGACUGCCUCAACGUGAUGAUUGUGUCUUUUUUUUUGUGGAAACCUUUGUAUUUAGGAUCCAAUUUAAGGAGCGUUCACGGGAAGAAAGGAAAAGGACGCCUUUUUUUCUGAUCGUUCUCCGUAUUUUUUAGGAUUAAUGAUGAAGUUGCGUUUGUUUUUCAAACGUUCAGGAGUGAGAAUUUAAAACUUGAAUAAUUUUAAUUACGGUGAUUCGUGUAAAAGGGAAGGCGCUUAUCCUCAAUUUCUGGCUUUUUGAACCGUGCCACUGAAAGUUCUCUGAUUUCAUGUGAUGUUACGUAGGUUUCGCAUAUAGAUUUUAUUUUGGGCUGUGGCGAAUUAAGUUCGUAUUUGGUUCUGGUGUGCUAUUAGAUUAGGUGGAUUCCCCGACAACUCGCCAAAAGCGAAACUUGGAGUAAUUUUUCCUUUUUUAUACCAUUUUUUUUAUUCAUACUUUUACUGGCGUGGGAGUUGAUCAGACAAGGUAAGAAACAUUUUUAUUUCUACAUAAAGCAAAUUAUAUGUCCUUGGAAACACAGCAUGAUUCUCAUUCAAAUAUUAUGCCCAUUCUUUUUUUUUUCAAAUUUAGGAAGAAAAGUACUCUGGUUAAUUCAGUAAUGAAUUUGAAUUGUUAUCGAAUCAUGUCAUAGUGUAGCAAGUUAUGAACAGUUCCAACAAAUUUUAAAUUAUUUGGACAAUUUAAAAAGAAUGUAUCAUGUUUGAAACUUCAAGAUAAUAAACCUGAAAAAUGAAAGGCCGUUGCAAUCAUAGAAGUGUAUGACAAAGUUGCUGAAAAGAUUUCAAUUCAUUGAUGUAAUUUAAAGAUUAAACUCUCUCUUGAGCCCAAUGUCGCAGCGGCCCAGUCUUCAAAAAUCCCAGAAGGAAUGGAAAAAUAACUAGUUUUUGUCUCAACCUUGCCAGUAAUUUCAAUUGAAAAUGAAGAGAAAAGGCUUUUAUUGCCUUUUUAAAUCCAUCCACUUUUUCGUAAAAGAAAUAAUAUGCAAAUUGUGGAAAAAAAGAAAAUGACUCCAGUUGUUGUCUUUGGUGAUUUUUUCGCUGUAAACAAUUAUGUUAGGUGUGGUGAUUUUAGUCAUUGGUCACUCCGGGUUAUCCAUGAUGAAUUGAUGAACCAUUUAAUUUUUAAAAAAGUGAAAAAAUUUCGACGCAUUUCCCCGACAUUCCUUUGACGCGGAGUGUCGGGGUUUGGAUCAUUGAAAAUGCUAUAAUUUUAAUUUUCUUAAUCCGCAAAGCUAUUAAAACCUUUUCUUCGGACUUAUGAAAUUUCUUCUAGCUUUUGGGGAACCUUGUGUCUGUGCUUUUUCAUGUUUUCGAUGCACCAUAAGUUUAUUCGCGAUUAUUUCAUGAUAUUGGAGUAUUUCAAGGCGUUGGAAGAACAAUUCAGAAUGCUUAAGACUAGAGAAAUGAAUGUACCAGUCAUUAGAGGUCUGAGCAAAAAAAUGUACUGGGUGCUGAUUUACUCUUGAUACUGAGUCCGUUUGAGGUUUAGAAAUACCGUAUGAUGAUCCCCGAUGCGGGAAAUUCCUUGUGAUGAUACAGUACUCAUUCCUAAUAUUAUUGAAAAAUGGGCGGGGGGAAACCCGACGUUCUGUGUUGGUGGAAUUCGAGAAAAGUGUUUUUUUAUUUCGCGAUUCUCAGUGGAGAAAGUGACGGGAGUGUUGAAUUCCAUUUGAGUGACGAAUUUUGCAAGCUGAAGUCAUCCAAUUUUGAUUUCUUGGAUCGAUCGUUUUCAGUUCGCGUUUUUUUUAAUGGAACUUUUAAAAGUAGCUGUCGGUGUUUUUCGUUGAAAGGGAAGAGAAAUUCUAAUUUACUUGAACAUAAAUGACCUCACCUCACUCGCCAAUUCUUCGGCUUCAAGUUUUAAGAUUGAUAAUUGUAAGAAAUCGCUUUUCAGUCGGUUGCAAAAUGUUUUCAGGGGUUCCGAUUGAGAAAAAAAAACUCGUUGAAUUGUGAGCCUAUGUUAUUAUGGUGUGUUGGUCAAUUCCACCUUAAGCUUCGAAUUCAAUGUAUUCAAAUUUGUUUUCUCUGUUGAAUUUCGUUGAAUACUGUAUUUUUCUGCGGUGAUACGAUUUUUUGUGUUUGAAUGUGCGUUUUUUUUGUUUUUGCCGGAAUUACAUUGCGGUUCUUGUCGAGCUUGCCGCAUCGAUUUUGCAAGCUUGAGCUGUAAACUAGUGGGCAUUCAGAGCAAGGGAUUAUUUUUUUGCAUUCGUGCUGCACUUUUAGUGUUACAUGAUGUGAGCAAAACUUUUUUUUUUCGGGAACCGAUUCGGAACGUUUUUCUGAAACAGUUCCGAAUUGUUGAUGCCUCUCAAUUCGAGUCGUGGAUUUGAAAUUUGAGAUGACGAUUGAUUUUCAAAUACUGUAUCAGGACAGGGAUACGGUAUUUGAUUGAAGGUGUUUUUUUGUGAGAAGAUGUGCGAAUUUUCAUUUGAGGCUGUACGUUAACUUUAUUCCCUUUCCUUUUUGAAAAACGGAGUUUUUUUUAUUUUUCUGACUGCAAUCGGGAUGAGAAAUCAGAAAAAAAACUUACUCAAAAUGUCAUAUUAUGCAAAUACGGCUUGAAAAACGUUUCAGGAAAUUUCGAUUUCAUCAGCUUUAAUUAAAUUUCAAAGUAACUCAUCUCCAUUGGACCGUGAAGAAAGGAAAAAUUCCCGAUUUCUCAAAAAUUAUAGAAAACGUGCGAAAUAAUUUAGGUGGUGAGCAUUUGAUGAUCUACUGGAAUCCCACAAAUUUUGAGAAGACCUGAAGUUGUCUUUCUAGAGAAGAUUCGCGAUGAAAAAAAAAAAAAGGAAAAGUCGUGUGGAGGAAUUUUUCAAAUGUUGUAUAAAUUGGAUUUUUUACGUUCCUUGAAGAAUGUUUUCUUUUGGUCGAGUCGAUUCCGUGACAUUUUUCACCUACUCGCUCGCGUUUUUCCAUGCUCUAUAUUUUUUUUUUCUCGCGAGUUUUGGGAUGAGAUUCGUUACAAUGCCUUCCUAGUCCGAGACCCAGUUUUAAAACCGGGAAGUCGAGUGCUUGUGCUUUCAUUGUUACCGUUGUCCGAAAAAAGAAAAGAAAAAAUAGGAAGAUGAUGAGUGAUGUUAUAGUUUUAGCUGAGAAAGAACUAUAGAGUGAUUCAUUUUAUAAGCUGGACUUUCAAGUGCUGCGUUUUGAAUCGAGAGGUCUUGGUACUUUUGAUCGUCGCUGAGUUUUUAUGAGAGUGAAGAGGAGUCUGUGAUCUGCAUUUCAAGUUUCACGUGGGGAGAAAAAACAUUUGCGUUUUUAUUUUCAGUCAUGGGAUUGGUGAGAAUAAAGAAAAUUGUCUUUUUUUAUGAUGGA